AUGGUACACUAUAUCCGCCUUCUGCGAACCCCGCAGACUGCUACUAGCAAGAAGGCGAUUGAUGUUUCAGCGGUGAUCGCGGUCACGACAGACUUGGGGGACGCUCUGUAUCCUGCAGACGUUUCCCUUCAUGUCGAAGUUGUAGAAGCCAACUACCCACAUGAUACCUUGUGUGCCACUUCAUUGGAGUGGAAGGCAACUUCCCGUGCCCUGAAAUUCACCGUGCAGUGCCCCAGCAAGUAUCUUUCGAGACCUGCUCUGUUACAUGUGACCACCAAGGAAACGACCGAUACUUUGAAAGCACUGCAUAUCCCCCAAAUCCUUGAUGUUUGGAGUGUUGAAUUCUCCUUGUCUGACAAACAGCGGACUGAGCCAGUCGUGGAGCGACGACUAUGGCUAGGUAAUAAGUCCUGUGUUAGGAUGACGGAAGAGACUGGUGAUAGCAUUGCCCGCCAUAUUUGGUUUGUGAAUAUCUUCGCGAGCAAAUAUAAUCCCGCUGACUUGUCCAGGGAUGCGAGUUUAGGCUUUCUGAUCUACUUCGACAAAGCAAUGUCACAAUCUUCUACUGUCGGAACAUCAGCUAUAUCUGAAGUGAUGAAAAACACCAAGGUAAGGCGCUUGAAGGUACUUGAGCUGGGUGCGGGUUGUGGCAUUGUUGGCGUUGCAUUUGCUCAGCUUGUCAAGUGUGACAUGCUUCUUACCGACCUCGAAGAUGCUCAGGAGAUUUUGGGGAGCAACAUCCGGCUUGCUUCACUUGCAGCUGGGUCUACUAUCCAGGCACAAAACUUGGACUGGGAAACAGGCCUUGAUGAUAGCUCCAAUGCGAAUUUCGAUCUCAUUUUGGUUUCGGACUGCAUCUACAAUCCAGAAAGCAGUCUACACUUGGUAAAGACUUUGAGACAACUGGCUCUACGUGCCCCCCACGUGUUGAUAUUAGUCGGCUUUAAGCGGCGACAUGAAGCCGACACAAUCUUCUUCGAACGAAUGCAACAGACUCAGUUUAAGGUGCUAGAAAGCAUCAAUAUCCCGCUUCCCCACCAAAAUACCGACCACGAUCCUGAUAUACCAACUGCAGAAUUUUACACCUACAAAUUAUCUAUAGGAACAACGUGA
Molecule: messenger RNA, 1113 nt
Organism: Exophiala bonariae
Lineage: Eukaryota; Fungi; Ascomycota; Eurotiomycetes; Chaetothyriales; Herpotrichiellaceae
Exons: 1
Coding region: 1-1113 (370 amino acids)
Cellular component (GO): cytoplasm; nucleus
Source: RefSeq, a predicted model, not a curated record